GUAAUAUGGACAUGAACACUGGGCGAUAAGCGGAGCGUGUCGUUCACCGUCGGCCAUGGUAAUAAGCCAUCAUCCAACGAAACUGUAGACGAUAUUCAUCGCCAUGUUAUUGACUGAGAUUAAACCUUAAAAAAAAAUAGUAUCUGUACGUUUUGUCAUUGAACACUUAGAGAUCGGAGUGAAUACAACAUUAUUGGUCUAUUUCUGUGCAAAUGUGGGGAAUUCUUAAAGGUGUAUUAUUAGUUCGGGAUUUUAAUGAAGUGACUUCUACAUCGAGCCAACGAGGCCGCCGCUAAGUGUAAUUCGUGGAGGAAACAAACUGACUGAACGAACGGGUUCACCAAAAUGCCGAGCACCAAGGAAGUGGCGGAGCUGAUCAAGAAGGAUCCCACGGCCGUGGAUGCUUACAUGCCGCUGGUUCUUGAAGCGAUACGAGACGACCAGAACCACGCCAAUUGGUGUGAUGAUCUGAAAUUGGCUAUUUCUAGACAAGUUUUCGAGGAGGUCAAAUCUCAGAGUAAUAAACAUGAGCAACACAUGCUGGAGCUGUGCGAGAUGUGUCUGGAGAAACGAUCGGCUACUAAGUGGUACUACCUCGCGGUAGACAUGUUCGAAGAGAAACGGAUCAUUAACUGGAAGCAACAUGUCGCCUUGGCCGAAAAGUUGAUCAAAACAUUCGAGGUGCCAGUGGCGCUAGUGAGAUCCAAGGAUGAAGUUUCUGGGCUCAGCAAGGGCUGCCCACCGAGCGAUACGGGGAUUGGCGUGGCAUUGAUGAGAUGCAUCCAUGCCAUGAUGGCAGGAUUAGACCGAGACAAAAUCUUGAAGAAAGUGAGCAAGUGUAUGGUGGAGGUUCUGGUGAAACUGAGCAAGAUGCCGAAUGAACUUCAGAUUAUUGCAGGGCACGCCUUCUGUUCAAGUUCCAGGCAACCACUCAGCUGGGACGGGACCGAGAAUAUGCUGCCGGAACUGUACACAAAUCUGUACGAAUGGAUGACGUCAGGCAACGUGGAUCUCAAGUCUAAACGUAAUGAUAAGACUCAAUUCAUCGAUAGUAUUAUAUCAUCAUCUCUCAAGGGAGCAAGGUCACCAUCAAAAUAUGCAAAGGAAAUCUAUAAGAUUCACCAGUAUGUACUGACACAAGAAUUAGACGGCGAUCCAUACUCAGGAUACGGGUUGUUAGCGAUAACUAUUAACUCUGGAUUUGUAGAAAAGAAUUAUGGCAACCAGCGACUGAUCAGAGACUUCGUGCCUGGGGUGGUCAAGAUGCUCAAAUGUGACAACAAGCAGCUGAUGAUGAACGCUUCAUCCUGCAUCACAUGCUUCCAACAGCAGGGUGACCUGCUGGCCCCGUACGCAGAUGACGUCAUGGAAGCCUUUCUUGACGAGAAAAGUGACCUGUUGGGCCAUUGUCUGAAGCCCUUGUAUGGAGCUAGCCCGGAGAAGAUACUGAGUAGAUUUGAUCAGCUUGCUGAGGCAAUGGAAGACAUGAAUCCGACCAACAAGACCUACAUCUACAUGAUGUGGGACGACGUAGCCAAAGACAACGCAAAGUUACUCGUGCCUCACUUGGACCUGAUGAUGGAUGACGUCACAAACGCUCGAUUCUGCCACCAAGUGGUAAUAAUCCUGGGAACCAUGUCGGUCAAGUUCCCGGGUAAGUUUGUCGACAAGAUCGACAAGCUGGUGAAGGUCGCGAAGCAGACACCGUAUACCAUCCACGCGGUGUCAAAAAUUGUGGCGAGUGUCGGUCAGAUAAACGAGAAACAAGCCGAACGUUGCAUGAAAAUUCUGGUCGACAAACUGAAGACCAUCGAGGACAUGUGGCUCAGUGUCAUCAUGAUGGAUAUGAAGCGGAUCGGUCUCAAGCACGUGGAAGUGUUGAAAAAGUACCGGGCCGACAUCGAGCCGUUCAUGAAGAGUCAGGCCAUGCGUGUACCCGAUAUGGUGCAGAGCUUGAUUGAUUUCAUGGAUGGACGCAGCCUGGAAGCGCUCGCGGAUGACGUGGAAGACGUGAAGGAGGACGUCCAGAACCUCGACGACAGAGUGACUGAAACGGAGGAGAAUGUCGACCGGCUCGACAAGACGGUGACUGAGCAGGGCCAGGAGAUCGACAAUGUCAAGAAUGAGGUGACGGAGCAGGGACAACGACUGGGCGACCUGGAGGAGGUGGUUGAUGAUACCAUCGUGAGGGUGGACGAAAUAGACCGCAAAACAAUUACCAAUGCUCCAAAGUGGUCUCGGGACAUCGCCAACCUCCUGAACCCCGAGCACGAGCACGACUGGCGUUUCCUGGCCAUUCGCCUGGGCUUCACCGGCGAGGAUGUCCGUAACUGGGCCCUGUCUCCGGACCCUACCAUGGCCAUCCUGGCCGAGUGGUACACUAUUCAUAAGAGUAGUGAGGCGACUUUUGCCAUCUUGACGGCGCUGCAGGACAUGGGGAGAGACGAUGCUGCGACCAUCGUGGAGGAAGCGCUACAAGCCGCCGAUAAAGUGGUCCCUAAGGCUGUCCCGGACAUUUCCGAGAAGCCUCCGCGUGUUUUCAUCAGCUACCAGUGGGACCAUCAGCCCGAGGUCAAGGUCAUCAAGGAACACCUGGAGAAGGCAGGUUUCAACUGUUGGCUGGACAUUGGUCAGAUGGGAGGCGGGGACAGCCUCUUUGCCAAGAUCAAUGAGGGGAUGAGGGCGGCCAAGGUGGUGCUGUGCAUGUGCACCGAGAAGUACUCCAAGUCUGAAAACUGCAACAAGGAGGUGAAUUUGGCCAACCUGUUGAACAAGCCCAUCAUACCCGUACUGAUCGAGAAGAUAGACUGGCCUCCAUCCGGCUCCAUGAGCAUGCUGUUCGCCCAGCUGCUGUACAUUCAGUUCUUCACUGACAAGGAGUACGUGAGAGGGGAGAAGUUCUGGGAGGAUGCCAAGUUUGCUGAGUUGCUGGGCCAGAUCAGUUAUCACGUGGCCCCCGACGAGGAAAUGAUUACUGAUGAAUAUCGUAACUGGGUCCCACAGAUUGAUGAUCUGCCGAAAGUCGUCAAGACAGCGAACGAGAAGAAGUCCACAGACGACAACACAAAGUCUGAAAAGGUAACAGAUCAGGCCCAAGAGAUCAUUCCCCAAGUGUUCAUCUCGUACCAAUGGGACAAGCAGACGGAGAUCAAGACACUGUACUCCAGACUGACUUCGCUCGGGUUCAGUUGCUGGCUGGACAUCAUGCAAAUGGGAGGCGGUGACCCGCUCUACUCCAAGAUUGACAAAGGCAUUAGAAAUGCCAAGGUUGUGGUCUCCAUUGUGACCCCCAAGUACGCCUUGUCUGCCAACUGCCGUCGCGAGGUGAGCCUUACAGAUGCUCUCCGUAAACCCAUCAUUCCGCUUCUCAUGCAGCGGAUGACGUGGCCCCCUGAGGGACCCAUGAGCAUGCCCUUUGCCCAGCUCCUCUACAUCGAUUGUACCGGUGAGUCCACCCAGAAAGAGUUCAGGGAUGCCAAAUUUGACGAGCUGGUGCAGAAGCUUAAAGAGCACGCAACUGUCGAGGAUACGGUAGUCCAAAGUGCGCCACCUAGCGACACUGAGAAACCUGAGAUAGAGGAGGCAAAACAAGUAGAAGAGAAGAGUCAAAGUCCACCAGCUGCUGAAAAUAUUAUAACACCGGAAUCAGAGGAGAAAGAGGAUCCUGCUAAACAGAACCAACCGCCAAAAGAAGAAGCCAAAGAAGAUCAGAAGCUGGAACCAAUAAGCACCGAGGACCCAGCAAAGUUGUCAGGGUCCACGGUACCUCAACAGAACCAACCACCAAAUGAAGAUGCUGACGAAGAUCAGAAGCUGGAACCAAUAAGCACCGAGGACCCAGCAAAGUUUGCAGGGUCCACGGUACCUCAACAGACCCAACCACCAAAAGAAGAUGCCGAAGAAGAUAAGAAGCUGCAACCAAUGAGCACGGAGGACCCAGCAAAGUUUUCAGGGUCCACGGUACCACAACAGACCCAACCACCAAAAGAAGAUGUCGAAGAAGUUCAAAAGCUGGAACCAGUAAGCACCGAGGACCCAGCAAAGUUUGCAGGGUCCACGGUACCAGAAGUGAGGCCUCAGUCAGUGAUGGGUCCUAAGCAUGCCGAGGUUAUCCAGCCGGAACGGAGUGUCUCUGCCCCGAAGGAAAGAGCAAGACCUGAUUCGCCAAAGAAGAAAAAGAAAUCAUCCGUGUGUGCAAUAAUUUAAAUAAAGAAUAAAACGUUUUUUGUGUACGUUAUAAGGAGUACAUUGUAGUGAAAAAUAUUUAAAUUGAAAUACGUUGUGUUUUAGGUUGUAUUUUUAAAUCUCGUUUUGUCAUGAUGGUAAAAAUCGAAGAAUUCAGUAGCUUUGUGGGGAAAAUGCUGCUAUCUAAACACUUGUAUUUUAUAGGUGUUUAUGGAAAAUUUCUCUAACUAAGUUGCUCUUGUUUCAAAUUAGUUUAACGCUAAAGAGCCAGAAAACAUAACAGUUUCUAUGCAUUAAUCUAGAAAGAAACCAUUGUUAUUGUUGUGUUUAUUACGGGUGUGUAGGGACUUUCACUGAAACAUAAAUUUAGUUUGAACCUCAAUGUUUUUAACUGUUUAUACAAAGGAUAUAAUACAAAUGUAUACAUUUGACACUUGUUAUAUGCAUUGAUGACACGUGGAGAUACAGAAGUGUUAAUUGCUUAUUUGUGGUUUGCGUGUAUUGCUUAUUUGUGGUUGGCGUGUCAGUGGACUUGUUUUUUACAUUUCCUCUUUGUCAGCUUUUUAGAAUUAAUCAAAACCUUUGUAGCUUUUACGACAGAUAUUAUAUGGAAGCCGUUACUAAGUUUGAUACCUUAAUUUACUAGGGCUCUUUAAUUUAAUGUCACGUCGAUGGUCUCGUUUACAGUUGUGCAAGCAAGAUUAGACUUUAGUUAAACGCAGACACUAUUAAAGCACAAUAAAAAAAUUCUAAAAAACCACAAGGGAAAUAUCCAGCUUGGCGAACAGCCAAUAUGAUAUGAUAUGCCGGAACGGUAGAAUCCGAAGUUUGCAGGUUAUUCAGACCCUGCUCCAGUCAAUUUCUUUGUUCAACUUUAAUUUGAUUAAAUACGAAUCCCAAUGCACUACA
Molecule: messenger RNA, 5094 nt
Organism: Patiria miniata (bat star)
Lineage: Eukaryota; Metazoa; Echinodermata; Asteroidea; Valvatida; Asterinidae
Exons: 18
Coding region: 346-4206 (1286 amino acids)
Biological process (GO): signal transduction
Molecular function (GO): protein binding
Source: RefSeq, a predicted model, not a curated record